Botrytis sinoallii is the source of this 1102-nucleotide messenger RNA. RefSeq lists its product as uncharacterized. Bases 1 to 888 code for a protein of 295 amino acids. Lineage: Eukaryota; Fungi; Ascomycota; Leotiomycetes; Helotiales; Sclerotiniaceae. The record is from RefSeq and is a predicted model, not a curated record. The transcript is spliced from 2 exons.
AUGGCGGCUAUUAACACUGAAACUAUCACCAAAAAAACAGCAAGGCCUAAGAAAUUCAUUCUUGAUAUAUCAGCAUCAUUUUCGCUAUCUGAAAUUUCGACUUCGAAAGACGAGAAAUCUGAAGGCUUGAAAUUUGGGAUUAAUAGUACAUGGGCAAUACGAAGAGUGAGUAAGAGGAAAGCAUCUCCAUCGACGAAAUCGAAAAUCGGCACAUCUGCCCUUGUAGCCGCGAUUGCGUCUACGCCUACUACGACUGAGGAACCAAAAAAUAUUGCCAUACCUGCGACAUCUACUGCGAUUGUCGCCAUACCAGCCAGCAGCGAUAGCGAAAGCGACGUGCAACUGGACGAAUUGAGAGAUUCAUUGGAUCCGAAUAUGUCGGGUAUCCCAAGCUCAGGGAAUCGAUCUUCGCUGAUCGCAAACGCAAACACGAUGGGAGCUUCGCCGAUUCUCGCACAGGUCCAGCGUAUUCAAAGUAUACGUUCUGCAUCUACUCGUGAAUCUUCUUCUCCUCCGCCAUCUCAAUCUCCUAAAUCAAAACCCUCCCAGUCGCAGCCUAAACCCGCUCGAACAGCGACGAAAACCACGAAAUCUGAGCUCCCUCUGAAAGCUCUAAAUCAAUCUAUAACCUCGCGACUGACCACGCCCGCUGGCGCGCGCUCGAUGGGUAGGGGAAAGGGAGAGAAACCCCUGCCGGGAAAUUAUCAGAGUGUAGCGAGGAGAGUUACGAUGACGAUUGUAGCGUUGCCUAUAUUGUUUGUUACUAGCUGGGUGCUUUGGGAUAGACUAGUUCUAGGUCAGGAGAAAAAAUCACUUCUCCGCGAACCGCCUAUGGUACCUGGACCACCAAUGGCUGCGGAGAUGGAAUCGCGGAAUAAUAGGGAAUAAUAGUGCGUAGAUUUAAUUGUGAGUAGAGGAUUUCAUGGGAUGGUUUGACGAUUUAUAAGAGGUGAAGGUGCUGAAUACAUAUAUUGUGGUGAUGGAAGCUCCGUCUCCCAAUGAAAAGUCUGGUUAUUUCAGGAGGGAUAGAUAAUGGGAUGGGAGUUUGUUUUGGAUGAAAUGGCAUGAAAAUAGCAUGAAAUAAUAUUUGAUACCCCCUUCA